Messenger RNA from Nipponia nippon (crested ibis), 2468 nucleotides. The record is from RefSeq and is a predicted model, not a curated record. NCBI's taxonomy places the organism in Eukaryota, Metazoa, Chordata, Aves, Pelecaniformes, Threskiornithidae.
AUGGGGGCUAAAACCAGUCAGCAGCCCCUGCCCAGGCCCCAGCAGGCGCAGUCUCGCAAAGGGGCUCUUUACUAUUCGAAGCCCGGGCCAGGUCAGGUUUGGCCUGGCAGGGGCCCGGACACCUCCUCCCCAUCCCCUGCCUCGGCCUGGAGGCCUCCCCAGGAGGCGCACAGCACCCGGGGAGCUCCUGCACGCCGCGGCCGGGCCUGGGGCACCCACCCGGCCCUGCCGCCAGGGAGCCGAGCUGCCCGCGGGGGCUCAAGCUGGGUGUCGGACCUCCGCCUGCCCUGCUCCAGGCAGGAGCUCCCCAGGGAGCCGAUGGCCACCUGCGCCCCUUCCCCAUUUGGACCAUUCUCUGGGAUUGCUCUCGAUUACAGCGUGAUCAGGUCUGCUUUUCAGUUCAGGCUUCAAGUGCAGCUUGUUGGUUUGGAUGAAGAGAGCUCAGAAUUCAUUUGCAGGAACACCUUUGAUCACCCCUACCCUACCACAAAACUUAUGUGGAUCCCGGACACCAAGGGAGUAUAUCCAGACCUGCUGGCAACCAGUGGUGACUAUCUGCGAGUGUGGAGAGUGGGUGAAACAGAGACCCGGCUGGAGUGUUUGCUGAACAAUAACAAGAACUCUGAUUUCUGUGCUCCACUAACAUCAUUUGACUGGAAUGAAGUGGAUCCUUACCUUCUAGGUACCUCUAGUAUUGACACAACCUGCACUAUUUGGGGUCUGGAGACAGGACAGGUUCUGGGAAGAGUAAAUCUGGUCUCUGGCCAUGUGAAGACCCAGCUUAUUGCACAUGACAAAGAGGUGUAUGACAUAGCAUUUAGCCGUGCAGGUGGCGGGAGAGAUAUGUUCGCUUCAGUUGGCGCAGAUGGCUCGGUGAGGAUGUUCGAUCUCCGUCAUCUGGAACACAGCACCAUAAUUUAUGAGGACCCACAGCACCAUCCAUUGCUGCGUCUCUGCUGGAAUAAGCAGGAUCCCAACUAUCUUGCUACAAUGGCCAUGGACGGCAUGGAGGUUGUGAUUCUAGAUGUCAGAGUUCCCUGCACUCCUGUUGCCAGGUUAAACAACCACAGAGCGUGUGUAAAUGGAAUUGCUUGGGCACCUCAUUCUUCCUGCCACAUUUGCACAGCAGCGGAUGACCAUCAGGCUCUCAUCUGGGAUAUCCAGCAAAUGCCUCGUGCCAUUGAGGACCCUAUCUUGGCCUAUACAGCAGAGGGAGAAAUCAACAAUGUACAGUGGGCAUCAACUCAGCCAGACUGGAUAGCUAUCUGCUACAACAACUGCCUGGAGAUUUUAAGAGUGUAACAUUACUGCUUCAUGCCACAUUGAGGCAGGGCUGUAUAAUUUCCUCUCCCCUCUAAAGUAAGAACAACACGAGUCAAGUGGCCAGUAUCUGUUGUUGCUUUGCAUCUACUGUUACAAGAAACUGUUACAAGAAUCCGUGGCAGGUGUCUCCUGUCUCUCCAAGACUCUCAAAUGCAGAGACGUGCUGAGCCUCUUGGACCUUCUGGGUUCUGGUUUUCUUUUUCUUUCUAGUUCUAAAUAUUUGUUGACUGUAUUAAUAAGCUUGCAGGCUUUUAAGUUGCUACAUAUGUCCAUAUGUUUGUCAGCUAGCUGAGGCAGCACAUCCAACUAGUUUAAUAGAUGCAAGUGCAAAACAAGGUGGGGAAAAAGACACUGAUGUUAACAGCCACCUUGGCAGGAAUCUUUAUCAUUCCUGUUUUUGCUGCCUCUAAACUGUUUAAACAUUUGUAUGUUUUUUAUAUAUUGGGCUAACUUUCUAUUGAGUAAGGUUUUUCUCCCUAAUUCUUACUUUUGAUAUGUGAUCCACUUCCAUAUGCCCAAAGCAGGAUCUAUUCGUUGAUACAAAUCACAGUAACACUGCAGGCUCCCUGGUGGUAAAGGCCUGCCGGAAUUAACUGUUGCCUUGGCUCUCUACACCUGGUUACCUGGGCAGAAUUUUCUGGUGCUGUGAAGUACAAAUACUUGUUGCACAAUUUCCUUACACUUUUCUGAUGCUAGAGGCAGUUGUUACUAUGGUAGGCCUUAUUUUUAAAAUAUGACUGAAUUUGUGUUUAUCCUGCAGUUGUGUUAGCUAACAGAAUGGUAAUAGGUUUCAGAAAGAAGAUACGUGCAUGACUUAAGCUCCCAGGAGGUAGACGACUCCUGAAAAAAUGAUUUGUAAUGGACUUGGGAUUGACACUUCCAAUUAAAUGAUUUCCUUUCAGAAGACUUACUAUCUAAACCAAAAUAAAAUGGUUUCACACUUUGUAGCUUGCUUGAUUGGCAAAUAAUAUGAGCAAGAUUUUGUGGUUAGCCUGUACCUUGGAGCUUCUUUGCGUUUGGCCUGUGUUCCUGCGAGUUCUUGAAAGGAGUGCAAAGCAGUCUUUUUUCCGAAGUGUAUUUGCUUUGUACUGUCAGGUCUUGUUGAAGGAGCGAGAUGAGUUUGAAAAGCUGGUCUAUCCAAAUGA